This is a messenger RNA of Amoebophrya sp. A120, 6178 nucleotides long. The record is from the annotation of a GenBank genome assembly. Lineage: Eukaryota; Dinophyceae; Syndiniales; Amoebophryaceae.
AUGUCGACGAACGCCCGUUGCGAGCAACUCUCGUAUGACACCCGUGAGGCAUUGUCUUCCGAGAUCUCGAAAGGGUUGCAAUUUCUCAAGUACGAAUCAGUCGAGGGCAUGGGCCGCGACUGGGAAAAACUGGUCGGCACAAAGCUUGAGGAAAAAGAGGUACCUCGCAGCUACACAACUAGUUGAAACUGCUGGAGUUGCUGCUACGAAGGGUUGUCGCUAUGAUCAUCCACUGUCUGACUACAACUUUAUCUUCGCCUUAUUUCCGAAACAAAGCGCUCUGUAGUACUUGUUUACAAAUCGCUGCACAGGGCCGUCGCUUGCAGCAACCUAUGGAAGACAAAGCAGUUGGCGCUGACAACCAAGACAUCGACGAUUCAGUCAUCAGCGUGUUGGACCCUAGCGAAGCAGAAGACCAAGAAGGAGCUGCACAGGAAAUAUUAGAGAUGGAACAGAAGGCCCACAACGAAAACCAGCGCCCGAGUCCGGACACGCUCGGCGACACGCAGUCCUCGAUUUUGCUCGAGACAACGAGAAGCAUGGAAACGGAGGAGAAACACGACGGGAAUGUAGUUGUGCAGAACGGCAGCGAAUGCUGCGACCACGGCGCGGAUGUUGUCCCGGAGGAAGAACAGAUUCUUCUAGACGAGACCGCAGCCGUCCUCACACCGGAGGACGACGCUAUGUCGGAGUCGUCACUCCGGAAUUACUCUUUCGGCAAGUGCCUCUCGUCGCGGGGAGCCGAUGGGAAGGGGUCGGAAGCCGUGCUGCGAACGGAGCUCAUGCGGCAGGUAAAUAUAAAUUGCAUUUUCUUUUUCCGCAACGCCAAAGUCGGUACUUCGUACUUCUUGUUAAUAGUCUUAAUGUCGUCGCUGAAGUCGGUAGUCUUCAUGAUGAACAAACACGACAGGUUCGUUUGCAGAAGAAGGAGAUCGAGCGGCGGGACAGGGAGUUGCGGCGCGUGGAGACCGCGUGGAGUCACGACGUGUCGACCUUGCGACGACAGAUCGGUUUGAUCGCAAUGCAAAAAUGUCGCUCCCUGACGAGCAGUUUAGAAGACCGAAUUCCGUCCGGCAGUUGCAGGGAGCUGCUGCAGGCGAGUUUUACGAGCACGAGCGGUCUGUCCUUGACAAGACCCGGGUCUGCUGUUGGAGACGUUGAUGGCAGCUCCGCUCCACAGCUUGAGCAGGCUACCUUGUUCCCCAAUCUGGCGAACCAACACGAUGAGGGAGUUGCACCGUGUUCGACCUACGCUCUUGCGCCAGAAAUAGAAGACGAUGCGCCGUCGUCUAACAGUUCUUCGUCGAGUGCUGGCAGCUGCGACAGCUCGGCGCCAGCGGAACCCCCGGAGCAUCAUAUCGUGGAUGACCCGGAUACUGAAUACGACAGCGGGCAUGAGAUGCGCCUGCACGGCGAAAGAGAGCUCGUGGAGUCGAUCCUGAGGGAUGAGGAUCAUGAUCUGAGAAUACAAGAGCUAGAAUCAGCCCACGAAUUGGAAUUGCAGAUGAAAACAGGUACCACGAACAGUAUCGCGCUUGACAAGCCCGGAACGAAAAGCAGCUUGAUGUCCCAUGAGGACCACGGGGAGAUUGCGGACGUUGACCUGGUACUAUCAAAAGAUACGACAAAGAAAAUCAAAAUUUAUUUUUCCAUGCUGGCGAUUCUCCUUUGUUUUUCUAAAUUUGCUUCUCUCACUCUUCAGACAGUCAUGAGUAACGUUCAUUCUGUCACGGGACUAUUCCUUACAGGAGCGAGCUGCAAACCGUCUCGGGCAAGAGCAGCAGCUCGAGAAGCGUUUCCAGGCUCUGCGCGCCAGCGAUCGGGAGCCAUUCGACUUCUCGGAUUCUUCUGGAACCACGUUGCGAUCGGAGCUGAAAGAUUACUCAUCCACGUUUGGCGCAAACCGCACGGUGCGGCUUCCCGGAAUCGAAGAGCUGACUCCAAUGACCGUCGAGCUUCACCACGGCAACAGCGGCCGAGGAGUUGCAGAAUCUAGUGUCGUGCGAGUGGGGUUGCCUUCCUCUCGCGUGCAUUCUCAACAGGAAGCGCAUCAACAUCUUGAAAUCCAUUUGGCCGACCACCAAAACAUGACUCGAGGAAUGAAAAAUGUACCAAGCUGCAACGUCGUGGAUAGAAAGUCUGUCAACAGUUGUGAACAUCCACCGGCGGGAACCUCUUCGCGAGCGGUUUCAUCAUCAGUAACGACGUUGAGUAAGGCUUCGGACGCGGUGGUAGCGGAAGUCAUACCGCCUCAUGAUCGAACCGCGACGACGGAAAGCCAAAGCCAGCAUGUUCAAACUUUGUCCGCUUUCAUGGAAUCUGCUGACUUCAGACGCCACGCCGGGGCGACGCCGCACCACUCCACAACUGCUGCACUGGAAGUACAGCAGGAGCAGGUACUACACCAGUAUAAUUCCGGGCUGCAACCACGACCAGCGCUCCCGGAGCAUUCCGCCGGAGGCGCAGACGAAAGAAUCCGGAGUCAGGUGCCGGUUCCUGAAAACACUCCACAAAUGCAGCCAUCCGACCUAGAUCCGAGUUCGGAGUCGAAGGGGAACAACCGACAUCAUGAUCACGAACAGCAGCAAGGACACGUAGUGCGACGCACAACAAGCACAACUGCUGUUCCCCACUCGCAUCAAUCACGCUUGAAAGUGCCGUACCCAGAGCAGCUGCAGCACCAGGGUCCGCUGUUCGGCGAUGAAUUGAGCCCCAUCGGAUCGAGCGGCAUGAACCAACGCACCACGACACUGUUGGAGGAGCAGGAUGAUUGGAGCCAUCAGUUCAGCGGCCGAGGAGGGGGCGGGGGAGACAAGGGGAAACAGAAGCUGUUUGUCUCGGAGCAGGGCGAGCGCGGGAUAAUGUCGACCAAAAACUCCCGCCUCUACGAUCAGGAACGCGAGGAGGCACUGCGGGUCCGGGAGGAAACUGUAUUGGCCAGGGAAGAGCAGGUACAUAAGUGUUGAAUCCGUGGUCGUUAUCGUCGAAAUGAAUGCAGCGUGUCAAUUUGUUUUGAAUUUGAAACUCCAUCUCCAUGGAAGUGAAAAAAAAUCGUGUGCUCAGGUUCGCGACUGGGAACAGCGUUUGUCAGACGUGCAGACGCAGUUGAAGCAGGAGCGCAUUCAUCUGGACCAGUACCGACAAGCCAUAGGAUGUGAACAGCAGGCGCUACUGAAUUCCAAACAGGAGCUCGCGCUCGAGAUUCAAUACGUCGAAGACUACCGCGCGGAGCUGGAGAAGCUUCGCACGGAUCUCGUCGCGCGCGAAGAAAAGUUUGCUAGCAAACGCCAGAAACAACAGCGGCUCGCUGGCUACGAGGCUCGCGGGCACGCACACACCGUUGCGGCGUAUUCGAACUCGUCGGGAGUCAAGCGCAAUUUGUCUGCAGCCAGCUCAUGCACACCCGCCGGUAAGAGCGCGCAACAAGGCGGCAAGAAAGCUUUAAGUAGUUCUUCAAUGAAGGACCAGAAACCUGGUGUCAACUACUCCCAGCAUCAAGAUAGCAUCACUGUACCAACAGGGGAAAAGCAGGUAAAAACGUGUGUCUUUACUUUGAGGUAAUUCUAAUUUCAUGUUCACAAACAACAGAAGAGAAACCUGCCAACAGAUCGCGUCACAGCUCGAGCGACAAAUUUGCGUUUAUGUGAUUUCUGUACUAGUACUAGGUCCUGAAAUUUUUGGUGCAAGUGCGACUACCGUCGAAAGAAAUUCUUUCGCAUACCUUCACAGGGGAAGUUCAGCUUGGUUGCGACUUCAGAUUUGGAACGGCUGGAUGGGCGUAUCCGGAGGUUUGCCCGCAUGCUCCGGUUAUCAGAUGUAAAAAUGUCUGGGUCUGGAAAGCUGGAACUUGUGAUGCUAACUUUGGACUCUAGAAAAAUCUGUAUUGCAUGACCAGCAAGAGGAGUCCAGUUUCUGCUACGCAGGGAGGCCAUUUGUCAUGCGGAAUAGGCAUCAAGAAGCACUCGGAAAAUCUGUGAUGCCAGGGAAUACAUCACAGACGUCACGGGCCAUGUAAAAUCUACAUGACAAGUUCGGAUCCUUCCAGACCCCGACAUUUUUGCAUUUGAUACCGGUGGGAUUGCGAGUCGAAGGUGCGGAACCUGGAGGAUGAGAAUACGAGGCUGCAAAACGAAAAUCAGAUUCUCAUGGACGAGUUGCGCCGCAGUUGCGUCACCACCAAGAGCAGUCUGUACAAGUCCAGCAACUCGCAACUUUCUGCUGCAGUACAACAUCAAAACCAGAACGCGAUGAACCAUGCUGUUCCGCGUCCACAGAUGAUCGUUUCUGCAGAUCAAAGAAGACCACAGGUCGCAGAUGAGCACGGAGCCACUACAUGUGCAAAUGAUGGCGCAACUGCUGCUGCAAGAACUACAUCACGUACGGCUGCGCCUCCUGGUUCCGCGGUGAUUUUUGCUGCCCACAGCACCGACGCGCACACCAACGUACUCGAACAGAAGGCCACAUCACUCAGUUGCUCUCCCGAUUCUGCCCAAUCCGUCAAGGAAAAAGUGCAGCACUGGGAAGCCCUAGUCGGCCGAGAGGCAACUUCUCUGAACGUCGCUCCGGGUGGUUCGGUGGUGCAUUCGCCGGUAGAAUUAGAAACCCAAUCUAGUCAACCGCGGCUACACGACCAGAUGCUGCAGCAGCGGGAGGUCGCUCCGAAGAUGCAGCAGCUGUAUCAUGCCGAGAAGGACGAUUAUCAGCAGGACAACUUGUCCAGUUUCUCUUCGGGAAAAUUCAAUCAGGACUUGCAGGACCGAAACUCUUCGACAAGAUCCAGGGUCGCCUACAACGACAGGAUGAUCUCGUCGGGUUGCUCGGAGCGUGCGUCAGGCAACCGUAAUCAGCACUCCGCUGCCGACGUGCCGAUGUCCACGACAAGCAACGGUUCCCCACUUCAACCGAUCUACUCGGCAAAGCCGGAAACGAGGACUGCGAGCAGUGGUACUUGCAAAGAUGAAGCGGUCGCCCAUCAUGCUCCUGAUGCCGACGGCGUAUCAAGCAACACUUUAGUUCUUCAGCAGGCGGCCACCGAGAACAACAAUUCACGAACAUCAAGUUUCUCGCGUUCGCAGAUGUCUCUGGUGCGACAGCACUCGAAAAGUGCUAAUAAAGAGCUCUCUGUCCACCUCGCUGAACAAGAAAAAAAGCCGGGAUCAAGUAGACCGGCGAGUUCAACUACGCUGCCUUUACAAAGGGUGUCUAGCACAUCAAACUCCUCUACCUCGACGUCGCAUUCGGAUGCGUUACAUGACCUUCCCUACCCGUCCAACAGUCUUCAGGACAACACGUUGUAUGUAGUGAGGUCACGAACGUUCUAUCCUAGCGGUUUUUUUGACAUGCAUCACGCAAAACGACCGGCAGUUUUCAAGCGGCCGGAAGUGUUUUUAACAAAAAAAGUUUUCAAUUAUCAAGCGGCCGGGGCGUUUGCGGCAAAAUAGCCCGGGCGGAUUCUAUCGAUUCCCGCUUGAUAAAACGACGCAGGGGAGCCGGCAAAAGGGGCGCCCUUCUGAGGCGCCCACCGCCUUAGUUUCUGGCGAUUUGCGGCGCCCAAAAAUGGGCGCCCAAAAAGCAGCACUCCGAAAAAAACAGAGAAUCCGCAUGGUAUGGGCCUCAUUUUUCCCCACAUUCGGGCCGCGCAAAAGACGCCUUCAAAAUCCGCCAUUUCAGAGGCGGACUGAAGACCAGAAGAUGCAGCAUUUUGCCAAAAAAAAAACAAAAAAAACAAAGUCCGCCAAAAGCAAAAAGCCAAUCCGCAUGCUAUGGGCCCGAUUUGGGGCUCCCAAGGGGCCGACCCUGGCGUGGGCCCUGGCGGGGCCAUAGCAUGCGGGGACGGUUCUUCGAUUCGAAACCAAAUGGGGGCCGCCUCUGGAUUGAGAUUUUUAGCGACCGCCGUGCCGUCGUGCAUAACAUUACUCACGAUGGCAUGGUGGGCAGAGAAGUUGCGUCCUUUUUUGGCGUGAAGACAAAAAGACCGCCAUGACCUCACUACCUCCGCGGACGCGGCUAUUAUUGGUUUGAUGUCAGCCGCCACAGCACCCUGCUCCUGGACGGCACGCGGAUGCGCACGCAGCUAGACUGCCACCUGGAGGGGACGCCGAACGUCGCGCCGGACGGCCUGGCCGGAGACCAGGAGCGCCGGGACGCGGAGCCACCAAAACAGCGACCGCCGCCGUAG